Talpa occidentalis (Iberian mole) is the source of this 1919-nucleotide messenger RNA. Its product is annotated as U3 small nucleolar RNA-associated protein 15 homolog. Gene Ontology annotation, molecular function: protein binding. Lineage: Eukaryota; Metazoa; Chordata; Mammalia; Eulipotyphla; Talpidae. The coding region runs from base 261 to 1793 and encodes 510 amino acids. The record is from RefSeq and is a predicted model, not a curated record. The transcript is spliced from 13 exons. Gene Ontology annotation, biological process: rRNA processing; positive regulation of transcription by RNA polymerase I. Gene Ontology annotation, cellular component: nucleolus.
GCGUCAUCUUCGCGCGACCCGCCUGGCCGUUCCAUUUACCCGGUGGCUCCGCGCCUCCCUGUAGGGUCCUCGUGACUUCUGCAAGUGAUACUGAAUGGCUUAAGGGAGGGAACUGGAGGAACCCAAGCAGUUCUCCUCGGAGCUGAGGAGUCUCGGCGGACCCUCGGAGCCAUUGGAGAUUUAUGCGGAGUCAUUAUAAUUAUUUUUAAUCUCAAUUCCAAAGGAUUAACCACUGGACAACAGUGCAAUUAUAUGAAAUUAUGGCUGGUUAUAAGCCUGUAGCUAUUCAAGCAUAUCCUGUACUUGGUGAAAAGAUCACACAAGAUACGCUGUACUGGAACAACUAUAAGACCCCUGUUCAGAUUAAGGAGUUUGGCGCAGUGUCAAAAGUAGACUUUUCUUCACAGCCACCAUAUAAUUAUGCUGUUACAGCUUCUUCAAGGAUUCACAUUUAUGGCAGAUACUCCCAAGAACCUGUAAAAACCUUUUCUCGAUUUAAAGACACAGCAUACUGUGCUACUUUUCGACAGGACGGUAAACUGCUUGUGGCUGGCAGUGAAGAUGGUGGAGUUCAUCUUUUUGAUAUAAGUGGAAGGGCUCCCCUUAGGCAGUUUGAAGGACAUACAAAAGCAGUUCAUACAGUAGAUUUUACAGCUGACAAAUACCAUGUGGUUUCUGGGGCUGAUGAUUAUACAGUUAAAUUGUGGGAUAUUCCAAACUCCAAAGAAAUUCUGACAUUCAAAGAACAUUCUGAUUAUGUGAGGUGUGGAUGUGCUAGCAAAUUGAAUCCGGAUCUCUUUGUAACAGGAUCAUAUGAUCAUACUGUGAAGAUGUUUGAUGCACGAGCAAAUGAGAGUGUUAUCUCUGUAGAGCAUGGACAGCCAGUGGAGAGUGUCUUGCUUUUUCCUUCUGGAGGUCUUCUGGUGUCAGCAGGAGGUCGUUACGUUAAAGUCUGGGACUUGCUGAAAGGAGGACAGUUGCUAGUGUCUUUGAAGAAUCAUCACAAAACGGUGACGUGUUUAUGUCUAAGCACUUCUGGACAGAGAUUACUUUCUGGCUCACUGGAUAGGAAGGUGAAGGUAUAUAGCACAACUUCCUACAAAGUAGUUCACAGUUUUGACUAUGCAGCUUCAAUUUUAAGUCUUGCACUUGCACAUGAAGAUGAGACCAUAGUUGUAGGAAUGACCAAUGGAAUACUGAGUGUUAAACAUCGGAAAUCUGAACCAAAGAAGGAUUCUCUUCCUAAGAGAAGAAGGCCUGCAUAUCGAACCUUUAUUAAAGGAAAAAAUUACAUGAAGCAACGGGAUGACAUUUUGAUCAACAGACCAUCAAAGAAAUACCUAGAAUUAUAUGACAGGGAUCUGAAACAUUUUCGGAUCUCUAAGGCACUUGACAGAGUCCUUGAGCCUAGUUGUACUAUAAAGACACCUGAGAUUACAGUCUCUAUCAUAAAGGAGCUAAAUCGAAGAGGGGUCCUUGCAAAUGCCCUCGCAGGUCGGGAUGAAAAGGAAAUUAGUCGUGUUCUUAAUUUUUUGAUAAGGAAUCUGUCUCAGCCACGAUUUGCCCCUGUUUUGAUCAAUGCUGCUGAAAUAAUUAUUGAUAUAUAUCUGCCUGUGAUUGGUCAGUCACCUGUAGUUGAUAAAAAGUUUUUGGUACUUCAAGGACUUGUAGAAAAAGAGAUUGAUUACCAAAGAGAGCUUCUUGAAACCUUGGGGAUGAUGGAUAUGCUUUUUGCCACUAUGACAAGGAAAGAAAGUACUCUGUGUUGCAGCAUGCAUCUGAUGGAUUUCUAGAAAAUAAGAAGAUAGAAUCAUAGUGUUUACUACAACUAAACCUAAAAACUCCUAACUUGGAAUAGAUUUGACUCUAUUAUUGGAAGGAGAAUUUUUUUGAUAUUGUAAAAACUCUUUUAGAAGCAA